Protopolystoma xenopodis is the source of this 249-nucleotide messenger RNA. The record is from the annotation of a GenBank genome assembly. Lineage: Eukaryota; Metazoa; Platyhelminthes; Monogenea; Polystomatidea; Polystomatidae.
AUGUGCACUAUUCUGUUCCGAAACUACAAGCAGACAAUCUGUGUUCUUGGCUCUGCGCACGGUUGGUUCUUCAAGCACAGUACCCGAGUCCAUGUGGAUCAGAUAUUGGAGGGCUUCGCGCAGCACUGUCGGAAUCUAGAGGCUCUGGAGAUCCAGUGGGAUCCAGAUACCAUUCGGUUCAGCGACAAAAGUCGAAAGUUUAUCGACCGCUUAAGAGCAGAGAAAUGGCCCAUUGUGGAUGCUGGCUAG